GAUGAUUGUUAUCUCAGGAAGACAUGACCACAGCAUGAGACACAGCAGCCUGGGAUUAUUUCUUUGUAUUGGAUUAUGCACGUGUGACUCAAAUGAAGUCCAAAAUUGAAAGCUUGGCUGAAGAAGAAAUAAAGGCAGAGCAGGAGGUGGUGGAAGGGAUGGAUAUCUCCACUCGAUCCAAAGAUCCUGGCUCUGCCGAACGAACUGCACAAAAAAGAAAAUUUCCAAGCCCACCGCACUCUUCCAAUGGUCACUCCCCAGAUGACUCCUCAACAAGUCCUAUUAAAAAGAAAAAGAAACCUGGCUUAUUGAACAGUAGUAAUAAGGAGCAGUCAGAGCUAAGACAUGGUCCGUUUUACUAUAUGAAGCAGCCACUCACCACAGACCCUGUUGAUGUUGUACCGCAGGAUGGACGGAAUGAUUUCUAUUGCUGGGUUUGUCAUCGGGAAGGCCAAGUCCUCUGCUGUGAACUCUGCCCUCGGGUUUAUCAUGCUAAGUGUCUGAAACUGACAGCGGAGCCAGAGGGGGAUUGGUUUUGCCCAGAAUGUGAGAAAAUUACUGUAGCAGAAUGCAUAGAAACACAGAGUAAAGCUAUGACAAUGCUCACAAUUGAACAGCUAUCCUACUUGCUCAAGUUUGCACUACAGAAAAUGAAACAGCCAGGGACAGAGCCAUUUCAAAAGCCAGUUUCACUGGAUCAACAUCCAGAUUAUGCAGAAUACAUCUUUCAUCCAAUGGACCUUUGUACAUUAGAAAAGAAUGUUAAAAAGAAGAUGUAUGGUUGCACUGAAGCUUUUUUGGCUGAUGCCAAAUGGAUUUUGCACAAUUGCAUUAUUUACAAUGGGGGAAAUCAUAAAUUGACGCAAACCGCAAAAGUCAUAAUAAAAAUCUGUGAGCAUGAGAUGAAUGAAAUAGAAGUAUGUCCAGAAUGUUAUUUAGCUGCUUGCCAAAAACGAGAGAAUUGGUUUUGUGAGCCUUGUAGCAAUCCACAUCCGUUGGUCUGGGCUAAACUGAAGGGUUUUCCAUUCUGGCCUGCUAAAGCACUGAGAGAUAAAGAUGGUCAAGUUGAUGCUCGUUUCUUUGGUCAACAUGACAGGGCCUGGGUUCCAGUAAAUAAUUGCUACCUCAUGUCUAAAGAAAUCCCUUUUUCCGUGAAAAAGACUAAAAGCAUAUUCAACAGUGCAAUGCAAGAGAUGGAGGUUUAUGUGGAGAACAUCCGUAGAAAGUUUGGAGUAUUUAAUUAUGCACCUUUCCGGACACCGUAUACUCCCAACAACCAAUACCAAAUGUUGUUAGACCCUUCAAAUCCAGGUGCUGGAACUGCUAAGACUGACAAACAAGAGAAAAUCAAACUUAACUUUGAUAUGACAGCAUCACCCAAGAUCUUAAUGAGCAAACCGAUGCUGAGUAGCAGUACUGGGCGAAGGAUUUCUUUAACAGAUAUGCCACGUUCCCCAAUGAGUACAAAUUCAUCUGUUCACACGGGAUCCGAUGUUGAACAGGAUGCAGAGAAAAAAGCAACCUCCAGCCACUUUAGUGCAAGUGAAGAGUCCAUGGACUUUAUUGAUAAAAGUACAGCAUCUCCAGCACCAACAAGGACAGGCCACGCAGGGAGUUUAUCUGGCAGCCCCAAACCAUUCUCCCCUCAAGCUUCUACACCUUCUGCUACUAAGCAAGAAAGAACAUCCACUCCAGGAAGCAUUCUUAAUCUAAAUCUUGAUCGAAGUAAAGCUGAGAUGGAUCUGAAAGAGUUAAGUGAAUCUGUCCAGCAGCAAUCCACUCCUGUGCCACUGAUUUCACCAAAACGUCAAAUUCGCAGCAGAUUCCAGCUUAAUCUUGACAAGACAAUAGAGAGCUGUAAAGCACAACUAGGGAUCAAUGAAAUCUCUGAAGAUGUUGCGGUAGAGCAUAGCGAUUCAGAGGAUUCUGAAAAAUCAGACUCGAGUGAUAGUGAAUAUAUCAGUGAUGAUGAACAGAAAUCCAAGAACGACCAGGAAGAGGAAGAAAAAGAAGGUUCAAGAAGUGACAAAGAGUCACCGGCUGUGAAAAAAAAACCUAAACCACCAACUCCUACUGAGGAAAAAGAGGACAUUAAAAAUACCAGUUCGGAAGUGGAGAAAACAGAGGCGCCGGUCAAAGACAAGACAAAUGUAGAUUCCGAUAAAGAGCUUUCUGAAAAGGGGAAAAGUUUGUCACAUCCAACAAAGGAGAAGCUGAAAGGUAAAGAGGAGACAGACUCUCCUACUGUGCAUCUUGGUCUGGACUCGGAUUCAGAAAGUGAACUUGUUAUUGACCUAGGGGAAGACCAAUGUGGACGUGAGGGGCGGAAAAACAAAAAAGAACUGAAGGAAUCACCUCCUAAGCAAGAAGUUGCUGCUAAAAAAAACCCUUCCUCGAGUGUGAGCAGUCAGCCUCCAGCGGAAACACAGGUACUUACUCGGUCAGCAUCCCAGACUCCUCCAGCUGGUGUCACAGCUACAACAAGCACAACUUCUGCUGUGAGCACUCCAGUUGCAGCCACCGGGAGCCCAGUGAAAAAGCAGAGGCUGCUUUUGCCAAAAGAAACUGCCCCUGCUGUGCAGAGGGUUGUGUGGAAUUCUUCAAACAAAUUUCAGACUUCUUCCCAGAAAUGGCACAUGCAAAAAGUGCAAAGGCAGCAACAGCAGCAGAGUCAGCAACAACAGCCCCAGUCCUCCCAAGGAACGAGAUACCAGACAAGGCAGGCAGUGAAAGCUGUACAGCAAAAGGAAAUUACUCAAAGUACUUCAACAUCAACGAUCACCUUGGUUACAAGCACUCAGCCUGUUUCUAUAGUAACCAGUUCUGGAUCAGCAAGUACACUUUCAUCCUCAGUCAAUUCAGACUUGCCAAUAGCAACAGCUUCAGCAGAUGUGGCUGCAGAUAUUGCUAAGUAUACUAGUAAAAUGAUGGAUGCCAUAAAAGGAACAAUGACGGAAAUAUACAAUGACCUUUCGAAAAAUACCACUGGAAGUACAAUUGCUGAGAUUCGUCGUUUGAGAAUUGAAAUAGAGAAGCUUCAGUGGUUACAUCAGCAGGAACUCUCAGAAAUGAAACACAACCUGGAACUCACAAUGGCUGAAAUGCGACAGAGUUUAGAACAGGAGCGAGAUCGCUUGAUUGCGGAAGUGAAGAAGCAGCUAGAGCUGGAAAAGCAGCAAGCUGUGGAUGAAACCAAGAAGAAGCAGUGGUGUGCCAACUGCAAGAAAGAAGCCAUUUUCUACUGUUGCUGGAACACCAGCUACUGUGACUACCCUUGUCAGCAAGCUCACUGGCCAGAACAUAUGAAAUCCUGCACCCAGUCAGCCACUGCAACGCAGCAAGAAACGGAUACUGAAAUUAGCACAGAAACAUUAAAUAAAUCAUCGCAGCCUUCUUCCAGUGCACAGCCUUCACCUGCAGAAACUGCCAGUACUCCAAAAGAAAAAGAGACAGCUGUAGAAAAGAACAAGGAGAGUGUUACAAUAGCAACAGGUGUGACAAGCAGCCAGCCUGUAAAACUGGUCCAGGUACCGCAGACCACCACCUAUAUUCCAACUACUCAACCCACAAUUACCAUUCCUGUGGUAGUCAGCCCUACAGCUGGGACUGUGGCAAUGAGAACGGGAGUUCAGUAUGUUCAGACGACAAUGCCUGUCCAAGUACGAAGAGUCUAACAACUAACAAAGGAGUCCAGGCAACUGCUGGAAUAAAUAAUAAUCUUUGUAAUAGAAAUGUGGAAAAAAAUCCCCACAAUUCUUUGGAUUAACCUCAAAGGUUCAGACUUUUUAGCUUUGUAUGUGUGUACAAAGCGUUUAAUUACACUACAUUAAUGUGAAGCAUUAGCCAUGGCUUUAAAAAGCUUCCGGACUGAUUAAAAUCCAUGGUCAAUCUAUGCUUCAGUUGUAAAUUAUGUAAAAUUUGUGGAUGAUGUUAGAGUACCAUCUCCUUUUUAUAUUUGUAUUGACUUCAGCGUAUGAGGAGUGUUGGAAGUUGGUGAUGGAAAGGUUAAAUCACAAACAACAGCGAGAGAAAUGGUCUUCUGGGAACUGCAGUUGCACAUAAAUCAUUCAUCCUCUUUAGGAUCUAAGAAAGAGCAGACUGUGAACCACUCAACUUGCCUUUGGAAAUGAAAACA
Messenger RNA from Euleptes europaea (tarantolino), 4135 nucleotides. It is a transcript of the gene ZMYND8, whose product is annotated as zinc finger MYND-type containing 8. Gene Ontology annotation, biological process: regulation of DNA-templated transcription. The record is from RefSeq and is a predicted model, not a curated record. NCBI's taxonomy places the organism in Eukaryota, Metazoa, Chordata, Lepidosauria, Squamata, Sphaerodactylidae. Bases 93 to 3674 code for a protein of 1193 amino acids. The transcript has 22 exons. Gene Ontology annotation, molecular function: protein binding.